Cryptosporidium ubiquitum is the source of this 927-nucleotide messenger RNA. RefSeq lists its product as uncharacterized. The transcript has a single exon. The record is from RefSeq and is a predicted model, not a curated record. Gene Ontology annotation, biological process: protein folding. NCBI's taxonomy places the organism in Eukaryota, Apicomplexa, Conoidasida, Eucoccidiorida, Cryptosporidiidae. Gene Ontology annotation, cellular component: cytoplasm. Bases 1 to 927 code for a protein of 308 amino acids.
AUGGACGAAAGAUUUGACUCUCUUCUAAUUAACUUGGCUCAAAGUGCAAAUGGAAUUGAGAAUUUUUUAGAUAUAGUAUUUGGUUUCCUACUGAGGAAAACAGAUUUUUUUACUGCAAUGAGCCAAGGAGAAGAAGAGAAAAUUUUAAUGAAAUAUUUCAGAAAGUACCAGGCUCUCUCUGCGGACAAAAGAAGAGAAGAAAAGCGAAUAAUGAUGGAAAGAGAAGAAGAGCGAAAAAGGAAGAUCCAAGAGCAGAAAAAGAAGGAAGAAGAAGAAUUAAGAAAUAAAUUAACAAAGGGCGUGGCAAAAGUUGAAGAGAUUUUUCCAGAUGAUGAAAAAGGUUUAUCUGCAACAAAGGUUGAUGAAAAGACAAACAAUGAGAAUGAUUCCGACUCAGAAACUCCUCCUCCUCCAGGGAAUGGAGGAUCCACUGAAAAGUACACAUGGACUCAGACACUAGGAACUGUAGAGGUACUUAUUAAUACAAUCCCAGGACUUAAAUCAAAAGAUUGCAAUAUUAAUAUUGGAACUAGUAAAUUAAAAGUUGUAGUAAAGGGAGAAACAAUUAUAGAUGGUGAACUUAAUUCAAAAGUUAAGCCAGAUGAGUGUUUAUGGUCUAUUGUAGAUGGGAAAACUAUACAAAUUGUUCUCGAGAAACAGGAAAAUAUUAAUUGGUGGUCAUGCGUCAUAAAGGGAGAUCCGGAAAUAGACACCACCAAGAUUGUCCCAGAAAACUCAAAACUUUCUGACUUAGACCCAGAGACCAGAGCUACAGUGGAGAAGAUGAUGUUCGAUCAAAGACAAAAAGCAAUGGGGCUUCCUACGAGCGACAACUUAAAACAACACGAGCUCCUUGAGAAGUUCAAAGCAGCUCAUCCUGAGAUGGAUUUUUCACAAGCUAAGAUUAACUAUGGUAAUGGAUUUUAA